This is a messenger RNA of Orycteropus afer afer, 687 nucleotides long. It is a transcript of the gene ERAS, whose product is annotated as ES cell expressed Ras. Gene Ontology annotation, molecular function: GTPase activity; GTP binding; GDP binding. Gene Ontology annotation, biological process: Ras protein signal transduction. The record is from RefSeq and is a predicted model, not a curated record. Gene Ontology annotation, cellular component: plasma membrane. NCBI's taxonomy places the organism in Eukaryota, Metazoa, Chordata, Mammalia, Tubulidentata, Orycteropodidae.
AUGAAGGCAAGGCAUGUGCUGGCAAGCCAAGCCGUGGCCCUCGCACUCAGCCCGGGGCCGUGCAAAGUUGCCAGCAGGAGGGGUGGCCAGAAGCUGCCUGAGUACAAGCCUGUGGUGGUGAGUGCAAGAGAUGUGGGCAAGAGUGGGCAGACCACCCAGCUGAAUCACCUAGAGAACCACAACCCCACAAUCCAGGAUUCUUACUGGAAGGAGUUGGUCCUAGACCAUGGGGGCUGCAUCCUGAACGUGCUGGAUACAGCAGGCCAGGCAAUGCAUAGGGCCCUUCAUGACCUGAUCAGUGAUGGUGUGUUGAGUGAUGGUGUCUUUGCUCUCAAUGACCCCUCCUCUGUAGCCUAGCUGCAGCAAAUAUGGGCCACCUAAGUCCCUCACCACGCCCAGCUCAUCCUGGUAGGCAACGAGUAUGACCUUGUGACCACCACCAGAGAUGCUCCUGUCGCUGCUACAACUCUUGCCCAGAGCUGGGGGGGCUCCUUUGUAGAGACCCCAGCCAAGACAUGCCAAGCUACAGAGGAAGCCUUUUCUCUGCUUGUCCAUGAGAUCCAGAGGGCCCAGGAGGCCAUGGAAGGAGCAGGCCCUGCCCCCAUCUCCAGGACUCAUAAGUAUGCACUGACAGCCCAGCAGAGUCCACACUUUCUGCUCACAAGCCUCACAAGCAGCCACCUUUGA